Messenger RNA from Micropterus salmoides (largemouth bass), 2338 nucleotides. RefSeq names its product ankyrin repeat and SOCS box containing 2b (gene asb2b). Bases 302 to 2047 code for a protein of 581 amino acids. The record is from RefSeq and is a predicted model, not a curated record. The transcript has 9 exons. Gene Ontology annotation, biological process: intracellular signal transduction. Gene Ontology annotation, molecular function: protein binding. Lineage: Eukaryota; Metazoa; Chordata; Actinopteri; Centrarchiformes; Centrarchidae.
AGAGACUACUUCCAGUUUAGAUGCAGGAAGCAUUUUUCACACACACUUCCGACGAGGUGAUUGUGAAACAGAGAAUCAGCUGUCAUUGUUAUGUUCUCCUCAAGCACAUUUUCACACUUUGUCAUGUCACAGUAAGAGCUGAUAGAACAGAAGGAUUUUAGAUCGUGUUAUAAAAGUGGACUAACACAUUUUUAAUGUUAAAGCAACUGUGAAUGAGGAACCAGGAACACUGUCACGUGAAGACGGCAGAGCACUGUUGGAUGUCCAGGUCCUCAGACUAGACAACACACUUCCUUCUGCGAUGAUUGCAGUCAACACAUCCAGAUCUCUUUACCAGAGACUAAACAGUGAUAUCAAAGACAGGCUGGCUGUCUCCUCCCUGAGUCUCCACACUUCAGCCAACUCUAGAGUAAUCUUGCUCAGGGAUGUUGACCCCGUGGUCUUUGCCAUCAGGAGAGGGGAUGUUAAGGCUGUUAAUGAUCUGGCCACAUCUGCUCCUCACAGCCUGCUGAAGGAAAACAAAGAUGGCUGGAUAUCUCUGCAUGAUGCUGCUUUCUGUGGACAGACAGAGUGCUUGAAGACUUUACUGAGAGCCCAUCCAGGUUCAGUAGACAAACGUACCUUGCAGGAGCAGACGGCCUUACUGCUUGCAGUGUCUUGUGAACACUUGUCAUGUGUGCGGUGCCUUCUGGAGGCAGGCGCCGACCCUGACAUCUGCAGCAAGAACAAAGAAACCCCUUUGUACAAAGCCUGUGAGUUGGAGAAUGUGGAGAUGGUGAGCCUCCUUCUGUCCUGUGGGGCCACUGUGAACCAACGGUGUGGUCAGGGUUGGACAGCCCUCCAUGAGGCUGUAUCCAGGAACAACACAGAGAUCUGUGAGAUGCUAAUAAGAGCCGGCGCCUCAAUCAAUCCACCUAAUACCUACAGCAUCACACCACUCAUUGUAGCAGCUCAGCGCGGACAGAUGAGGGCACUGUGUUACCUUAUAGGGAAAGGUGCAGAUGUGAACAUGUACAUGUGUGAUGGUGUCACAGCAUUGCAUGAGGCUAGUAAAAAUGGCCAUAAGGAAAGCGUUGCAGUGCUGUUGGCUAAAAACGCCGAUGCCAACAAACCCACUAACUCAGGACUGCUGCCGCUGCAUGUUGCUGCCCAAUAUGGACACCAUGAGAUUGUGUCCCUGCUUGUCUCAGUGACAAGUCGAGCCAGGCUCCGCCACUGCUGUAUCAGCCCCCUGCACCUGGCAGCAGAGCACAACAGACACACAGUGGCAGCUGUGCUACUGAAGACAGGUGUAGAUGUAAACGCCACACUGGCCCACAGUCACUCUAUCCAGUAUGCUGAUCGGCGCGCAACAGCCCUCUACUUUGCUAUAGCAAACGACAGCACCGAGACAGCAGAGGUGUUACUGAACGCCGGCGCUAGUCUAAGCCUGGACCCAAUCAGUCCUCUACUAAUGGCCGUACGGCAGGGCUGUGUCAGCACUGUGUCAUUACUGCUGGAGAGAGGGGCCGAUGUCAAUGCCAGAAUGGCGGCUAAUACUACUACGUUCCCUGCCGUUGUUGCACUUUGCAUGAAUAAUCUGCCUCUACUCAAGUGCCUUCUGGACAAUGGCUGUGAUGCCCUCUCCUGCUUUAGCUGUACACAUGGCAGAGCCCCUCACCCAACAUCAGGAGGAUCCCCUAUAAGAACUGGCGGCAAUGGAUUGCAGAAUGACAAUAUGUUACCUUUAAACUGCAGUGAGCCACCAGAAAGGGCAUUACAGUUCUGUGAGUGGAUCUCAACAUCAGUUAUGUGUAAGUGGGCAGGACCAAUUAUAGACUUGCUGCUGGAGCAUGUUGGUCAUGUUCAGCUGUGCAGUAAGCUCACUGAACAACUGGACAGCCGGGAAGAAUGGCUCGCUGUUAAGAGGAAGUCAUUGUCACCUCGUCCACUGCUACACCUUUGCAGAUUGAGGAUUAGGACCCAAAUGGGGAGACACAGACUGAAAUCUCUCACAAGUCUACCUCUGCCGGACAGACUGAUCAGAUACCUGAGUUUGGCUGACUGACUUUUAAAAUUAACGUCAAGCAUUAUAGGCAUCAGAGAUGCGACUAAAUUUAUCAUUUUGUGUUUCUUUUUUUAGUUGUAUCUAAAGUUUUGAAUCUGUAAAUGCUCCUCUCAAAGCUGUUCUCUAUGUAUAAAAUAGCUAUUUAUAUGCAAUCUAAUGUUAAGUUUCUUUAAUCUGUCUGUUUUGUAGUUUCACAGAAAUGCUCGGUGAUAGUGAAAAUGAUCUAAUGCCCAAAGGAGUUCUUUAGGGAAGUUGAAUCAUUUAUUUAAAAAUAAAAGUCAUUUUUUCAAA